Coregonus clupeaformis (lake whitefish) is the source of this 1692-nucleotide messenger RNA. It is a transcript of the gene nmnat1, whose product is annotated as nicotinamide nucleotide adenylyltransferase 1. The transcript is spliced from 5 exons. The record is from RefSeq and is a predicted model, not a curated record. Gene Ontology annotation, molecular function: nicotinate-nucleotide adenylyltransferase activity; nicotinamide-nucleotide adenylyltransferase activity. Gene Ontology annotation, biological process: NAD+ biosynthetic process. The coding region runs from base 750 to 1577 and encodes 275 amino acids. Lineage: Eukaryota; Metazoa; Chordata; Actinopteri; Salmoniformes; Salmonidae.
UGCGGCCUUUUCCUUUCCGGUUAUUUUUGUCUAAUCAGAUGUCUCUAUUUUAAUCCUGUCCAAUCGAAGACCGAAUAGUGAUACGGGAAGUGCAUUACAUUUUAAAGGGUCGUUUUAGGUUCCUUAUAUCUUGGGAAAAUCAAGCGAAUGUUUUCAAGGAUGUUUUAUUGUCUAUUGCCAUGGCUUGUUAGUCAAAAUAGGCUAAUAUUUUAGCUAGACGAACGAAAUAGCCUUCAAUUUCUAUGUCGUAUUGAAGACUUCCCGUUAAACCCCACCGAAGAAGAAGAAGAAGGUAGGGGUAGGGUUAGGUUUAGGUUUCUGAGUCAAGACGAAGUAGACGAAGUCUACGCCCCUUCGUCGGUGAUUGGUCAACAGCAGGGAUUCUUCAAUGAAGUGUUUGUUGUCAUUCAACGACAGAAUACUAUUUUUCAUGCACAUUUUUUCACUUGAGAAAUACUGGACCAAACGUCUUAGUGAAAUGUAAAACUAAGACCUCGUCGUCAAAAUUAAUGACAGAUUUAACUUUGAUUCUGACUAUUUUGACGAAGUGUUGCUAUAUUUUGUUGUGUACAGUGUCUCUAGAGGGACAAAUUGCCGUUUUUUGGGUCGGGUUUCAAGCUAAUGUAUUUUUAAGGGAGUAAACGAGGCACAGACGUUUGCUUCGGCUAGGAGCAAACCGAACCUUUUAGUUUGAUCUUACGUAUGUGCUGAGACUGUCCUUAGUGAAUAGCUCAUAUGUACAGUAAUCAAUGGAGCCUCAAGAUCUAACCAAAGUGGUGCUGCUGGCUUGUGGGUCUUUCAACCCCAUAACCAAUAUGCACCUGCGUAUGUUUGAACUGGCACGGGAUUUCCUGGAGGAUACAGGAAAGUACAUAGUUGUGAGGGGCAUCAUCUCUGCAGUGGGUGACGGCUAUAAGAAGAAGGGUCUGAUUGAGGCCUGUCACCGUGUAGAUAUGGCCAGGCUGGCCACAGACACCUCUGACUGGAUCAAGGUAGACGCAUGGGAGAGCCAGCAGCCUGAAUGGGUGGAGACAGCUAAAGUGAUGCGGCAUCAUUAUAAAGAACUGGUGACAGCGGAACAGAACAAUGACGAUGUGGACACUGCAAAGAAGAGGAGGAUUGAGGAGACAAAGCACGCUUUUGAGGAGCCAUCCUCUUAUCACACAAGGAGAGACGACGGCCCUCAGCUGAAGCUCCUGUGCGGCGCGGACGUCCUGGAGUCCUUCGGCGUUCCCAACCUGUGGAAGCACGAGGAUAUCGCAGAGAUCGUGGGCCGCUAUGGCCUGGUGUGCAUCACCCGCAACGGCUGUGACGCCCACAAGUUCAUCCACCAAUCGGAGGUGCUGUGGAAGCACCGCAAGAACAUCCACGUGGUCCGCGAGUGGGUGACCAACGAGAUCUCGGCCACGCACGUGCGCCGGGCCCUGCGCAGGGGCCAGACCGUCCGCUACUUACUGCCGGACCCGGUGGUGAGCUACAUCCGGGAGCACGGCCUGUACAGUGCCGAGAGUGAGCAGAAGAACGCUGACGUCAUCCUCGCCCCGCUUCAGAGACACACCGGCCCCUCCUCCAGCUGAGGUGGCCAGCCAUAUUGCCUGCUGCCGACCUGAAUGCCUUGAGACCAGUGGAGGCUGGUGGGAGGAGUUAUAGGAGUACUGGCUCAUUGUAAUGGCUGGAAUGGAAUUGAUGGAA